This is a messenger RNA of Rhizoctonia solani, 1200 nucleotides long. RefSeq names its product histidine phosphatase family containing protein. Lineage: Eukaryota; Fungi; Basidiomycota; Agaricomycetes; Cantharellales; Ceratobasidiaceae. The coding region runs from base 1 to 1200 and encodes 399 amino acids. Gene Ontology annotation, molecular function: acid phosphatase activity. The transcript is spliced from 11 exons. The record is from RefSeq and is a predicted model, not a curated record.
AUGCCAUUGGUCAACUCCGCUUUCUCAACGACUGGUAAACGCAAGGUUUCUUACCUCGAGCAAUUUGGCUCACUGAUUCCCAGGACGUAUACUCUCGGCGCUGAAGUACUUACGCCCUUUGGUCGUGGGCAACUGUACGAGCUGGGUGUUUCUAUGCGUAUGCGUUAUGGACAUCUUUUGAAUAAUUUUACGGAGAGCAAUACGAUUCCGGUGUUUCGGACCGAGUCUCAGAAUCGCAUGCUCGAGUCUUCCAUCAAUUUCGCGUUUGGGUUCUUUGGGAAUCCAAUCGAAGGACAAUACCAACAAGUGAUCGCUCUAGUGCAUGCUGGCAUCAAUAACACAAUAUCACCGUGGAAUACAUGCCCAAAUGCCAACAUUCCGGCCAAAGCUUUCAGAGGACUGAACUUUGUUCAACAAUGGGGCGACGUUUACCUGAAAGACGCCGUUGCGAGGUUCAAGGAAAUGGCGCCCGAAGUUGACUGGACUACCGAAGACGUCUACUCGGCCCAAAAAAUGUGUGCAUAUGAAACAGUUGCUCUCGGGUACUCUGCUUUCUGCGAGCUGUUCACCAAGGAAGAGUGGGACGGGUUCGAUUAUUCUCAUGACCUAGGAUUCUGGUACAACGAUGCGUACGGGUCACCAAUAGGUCAAGCGCUCGGGCUGGGCUGGGUUUCAGAAUUGGUUGCGCGCCUUACGCAUACACCCAUAGAAGUCCACAACACCACUACAAAUGCUACUAUGCAUGAUAACAUUCGCUUCCCGCUGAACCAAUCAAUUUAUGUGGACUCGACUCAUGAAACUGUAUUCAUGCAAAUCAUGACGGCACUCAACCUCACUAACUUUGCUUCGGAUGGACAACUUCCCAUAACUCACAUUCUCCCCAACCGGAAGUUCAAAUCUUCUAAAAUUGCUCCGUUCGCUACAAACAUGCAGGUUCAACUGCUUUCAUGUUCAUCCCAUCCCGAACCACAAAUUCGUCUCAUCAUCAACGACGGCGUCACUCCUCUAACAACAAUACGAGGAUGUCCCGAAGAUAAAGACGGAAUGUGUCCUCUCAAAAAAUUUGUUGAUGCCCAAAAGGAAACAAUCAGAACAUCGAGUUUUGAUUGGGCAUGUUACGGAGAUUGGGAGAUCGAGGAAGGAUGGGUAACUACACGCGGCAUGCCUCCUUCAGGAAAGCCAACCGGCCACAUGUCUUAG